Ustilaginoidea virens is the source of this 2838-nucleotide messenger RNA. RefSeq lists its product as uncharacterized. NCBI's taxonomy places the organism in Eukaryota, Fungi, Ascomycota, Sordariomycetes, Hypocreales, Clavicipitaceae. Gene Ontology annotation, biological process: phosphatidylinositol dephosphorylation. Bases 1 to 2838 code for a protein of 945 amino acids. The record is from RefSeq and is a predicted model, not a curated record. Gene Ontology annotation, cellular component: endoplasmic reticulum. Gene Ontology annotation, molecular function: phosphatidylinositol-4-phosphate phosphatase activity. The transcript has 3 exons.
AUGCCUGGAAUUGCUCGGAAGAUCCUCAUUUAUGCUGCCAUAGAUGGAUUGAUCAUUCAGCCCACGUCGACCAAAGGACAGCGAUCUUGUCCCCCUGUCAAAGUCAAAUAUGAAGACUCUUCCAUAUCGUCACUCCCACGAGAUCAGGUACCCAACCCCUCGGUUCCCGAAUCAUCAUUUGAGGCGUUUGGCAUCAUUGGUUUGAUCACGGUCUCAAGACUCAGCUACCUCGUCACAAUCACUCGUCGCGAACAGGUAGCCCAGAUAUUUGGGUUUCCCAUAUAUGUUGUCGCUGGAGUUGCCAUCACGCCAUGCAGCUCGAAACACGAGGCGAACGAAUCCAUCCGUAGAACAUCCAAACUGCUUCAAGAAAACGCCUCCCCUGUCCUGCACGAUGAACUUGAAAGCAGCGAUGAGGAUCCCGAGGUUUCUCUUGCUCCUCUGGAGGAAGUCGAAGACGUCGUCGCUCAAGGUGACGUUGCUCCAUUAGGCUCACCUCGCAGCAGCGUAGCAGAAGAUGUUAUACGGCGUCGAGGAAGCUACGGUCGCUUUGCCAAACGCUGGUUCAGUAAGAGUGGAUGGACCGUGGAUCAGAGACGAAGCCUGGGCUUGAGUAUUUCUACCGCUCAUUCGCCGGCAGCGCCAGAGACAGAAGUGGUGGAUCUUCAUGCGACCAAGUUACCGCUUGAAAACGAGAUGCGCAAUCAGCGCCGUCCGACCGAGCUCCUACCAAAGUUAUUGCGCACCAUGCAAGUCUUUUUCGGAUCUUCCAAGAGUUUCUAUUUCUCUUACGAUCUUGACAUUACCCGGACUACCUCGCAGAAUGCAUGGAUACCUGACCCAGAUACCCCUCUGCAUGCCCAUGUGGAUGGGCAGUUCUUUUGGAACAGACACAUCCUGGAGGGGUUUUUAUCAAGGGGCCAUGACCACUUGAGCUUGCCGCUGAUGCAGGGCUUUGUUGGUCAGCAAAGCUUCGUCGUUGACAGCGAUCCGCCCCAGGUGGUUGGCGUUGCACCUGGAUCAAUGGAACUUUCGGCCGUGUCUGCCCCUGAGACUUUGCCAGCAUCAUCCCUAAGCGGCCUGAGGGAGCAAAAAGGCCCAAGGCCUUCGGAGAAACGAUAUCUCAUUACACUGCUAUCUCGCAGGUCAAUCCACCGUGCCGGGUUGAGGUACCUGCGCCGAGGGGUGAAUGAAGACGGAUUCACGGCCAACAUGGUAGAGACUGAACAGAUUCUCUCGUCCGCCACCUGGGACUCGGCAUCACCUGUGCACUCUUUUGUUCAAAUUCGCGGAAGUAUUCCGUUGUUUUUCACGCAAUCCGCCUACUCGUUAAAGCCAGUUCCUGUGAUACAGCAUGACGCCGAAUCGAACUACAGGGCCUGUAGAAGGCACUUUGAAAGGCUACUCUCACAGUACAAGUCGCUGCAAAUCAUCAAUCUGAUUGAAAAGCGGGGCGUCGAGGAACCUCUUGGGACGCAGUACGAACAGAGUGUUCGACGUUUCAAUGAAGAGGUGAGCGAAGCAAAUAGAGUUGCCUUUGAAUGGUUCGACUUUCACCAUGCCUGCCGAGGAAUGAAGUUUGAGAACGUAAGCCAGCUUUUGGUCAAGAUGAAAGGUAGGCUGGAGGAACUAGGUAGCACAACCCAAGUGGGCGGCGAGGUCAUUCAGCGACAAUCAGGCGUAUUCAGGACGAACUGUAUGGACUGUCUCGAUCGGACAAAUGUAUGCCAGAGUUCCUUUGCGAAGCACAUGUUGGACCUGCAACUUCAAGAGGAUGGCAUAGACGUCAGUGCACAGACGGACCAGGAGACUAGGUGGUUCAACACGCUGUGGGCGGACAACGGUGAUGCAGUUUCCAAACAAUAUGCCUCGACGGCGGCCAUGAAGGGCGAUUAUACCAGGACGAGAAGGCGAGAUUACCGAGGAGCGCUCAAUGACUUGGGACUGUCGCUAGCGCGAUUCUACAACGGCAUGGUGAACGACUACUUCAGCCAGGCGUCCAUUGACUUCUUGCUCGGCAACGUCAGCGAAAAAGUGUUUGACGAGUUUGAAUGCGACAUGAUGACCAAAGAUCCCGCAGUCUCCAUCGCCAACAUGCGCCAAAGAGCCGUCGAACUCUGCCAGAAGAGAGUCGUGGCCGAUGCGAGGGAGGAAUUCCACGGCGGCUGGGCUCUCGUCAGUCCUAGCGCGCCGGACUUGGUCAAGUCAUGGCCCAUGGAAGAAGUGAUUCUUCUUCUGACGGAUGCUGCUCUUUACCUGUGUCGCUUCAACUGGGACGUGGAUAAAGUGUCUUCCUUUGAACGUGUACAUCUCGCCAACGUGACUCACAUCAAGUUUGGCACCUACAUCACCUCGACCGUAUCCCCAGCCCAUACGGACGAGAUGAGGAACGUGGGGUUCGUCAUCUCAUACCUGACGGGAAAAAGCAACGUCAGGAGAACCAAUACCCGGACAUUGUCCACCGAGGGCGACAUUGCACCAAAUACUACAUCACCGUCCCUGUCAGACGAUGACAAGGCACUGUUGGGAUUUCCCAGUUUCUUCUCGUCAAAGGCAAAGUCUUCGACGACCCGAAGGCUGGCUUUCAAAGCACCAUACCUUGACUCUUCCACAGCGGUAGCAGGAACACUUGGUGGGCAACAGACGGAGCUGCAGCAGGUAGUGGCAAUAUGCGCAGACAUUGAGCGCCUAGCGCUGGGGGCCCGGCUGGGCAGAGAUGGAGACGAGGAGAAGCGGUUGAUGGAGAAAGGAGACAUCAUCUCGUUGCAGGAAGCAAAGAAGAAUACGGGCUUUUUGGAACAGCUGGGCCACUCGAUCAAAAAGCUGGUUUGGGCUUGA